Molecule: messenger RNA, 1630 nt
Organism: Notothenia coriiceps (black rockcod)
Lineage: Eukaryota; Metazoa; Chordata; Actinopteri; Perciformes; Nototheniidae
Gene: dnase1l4.1
Product: deoxyribonuclease 1 like 4, tandem duplicate 1
Exons: 10
Coding region: 110-1093 (327 amino acids)
Biological process (GO): DNA catabolic process
Cellular component (GO): nucleus
Molecular function (GO): DNA binding; deoxyribonuclease I activity
Source: RefSeq, a predicted model, not a curated record
CAACUAGCCCUACAAAGAAAACAAGUCUCUCUCAGGUGUGGUUUUAUUCUGGAGUUAAGACUGUGCCACUGAACCUGCUCAUUCUAGUCUGUAUUAGAACUGGUCAGAUAUGAAGAUCGCCUCGUUUAACGCACAGAGGUUCGGACAGACCAAAGUCUCAGAUCCAGACGUCCUGUCAGCUCUUGUCAAGAUUGUGUCACGAUACGACAUCAUAGUGAUUAUUGAGGUGGUGGAUGUGACCGGAGCUGCUGUCAAACUGUUCUUAAAAGAACUAAAUGAAGUCAACACGACCCAUCACUAUGCUCUGCAGCUCAGUGUCCGCCUGGGGAGGAACAGAUACAAGGAGCAGUUUUUGUUCCUUUACAGGGAUGAUGUUGUUGAUCUGGUUGACAGCUAUCAAUAUGAAGACAACCAAGUGAACGACAUGGAUGCCUUUGCCAGAGAACCAUAUAUUCUCCGCUUUAAACCACACAACACAGUGCUGAAGGACAUAGUGCUGAUCCCGGUCCACACCAAGCCGUGGGACUCUGAGAGAGAGCUGGAUGAGCUGUAUGAGGUCUGUCUGGUCGUCAAAGACAAAUGGAAGACUGAUAACAUAAUGAUCCUGGGAGAUUUCAAUGCAGAUGGUGUGUACGUCACCCCUAAGGAGAUGCAGGAGAUUCGCAUCCGCAGCGACAAGAAUUUCCAUUGGCUAAUCCGUGAUGACGUGGACACGAUGGCAAGAACGUCAAACGAACACACCUACGACCGGAUUGUUGUGUAUGGAGAAGAUAUGCUUACAGCCUGUGUGCCAAACUCAGCCAAGCCAUUUCAUUUCCACAAAGAGUUUGCUAUGACUGAAGAAAAGGCCCUGAGGGUGAGCGACCACUACCCUGUGGAGGUAGAGUUACAUAAAGCCCCUCCUUUCUGGAUGACAAAGAGCAACCGAAGAUGUGACAGUGUUGAUUCAUCAGUUCACAGAGCUGCCACAGAAAGUCUGCAGGAUGAUGUGUUGAAAAUGCAGAAGGAAAACCUCCUGCUGGAGCGAGAAAAACUUCAACUACUGAUCACUUUAUUAAAACAGCGGCUUUCCACACUCAAGCUGGAACAAUGACAAGAUCUCAAACACGACUGAUUUUGCUAAGCUGUAUUUUUUAAAUAAAUAAUGGUUUCACAAAUGAAAGGUGUCCUUUUUAUAUGUAUCUAAUCAGAUAAAUAUCAGUGGAUGAAACAUCGUGGCCUGACUGUAUUUAAGGUUUGUCUGGCCCCAGUGAGAGGAAUGGUGUGCACUGGGGAGGGAUAUGGUUCACUUGAGAUUUCUUGACCACAUAGAAUUUCAUUUGACCUCCUAAAGACUGCUCUAGUAGUUGAGGCCGUUCCAUCAGGUCAGGUGCAAUAAUUAUAUAGGAAUGUUGUUAGGUUUGCACCAAGAUGCAUUUAUUUCGCAAACCCAGCUGAACUGGUAGAAAUGUGUCUCUCAAUAGACACAAAACAUUUAUGCAGUUUUCAAAGAGAUCCUGUCUAAAUUCCAUAUUCAGCAUUUUGCAUUCAGUUUGUAAUAUAUGUUGGAAGAAGGUUACUAUGCAUUAUCAUAAAUAUCUAAUUGUUAUUAAAGUUAAGGAAGUGUCAUUCACAAUUGUCAUGAACAUUA